Messenger RNA from Aureococcus anophagefferens, 816 nucleotides. RefSeq lists its product as hypothetical. Gene Ontology annotation, cellular component: plasma membrane. The coding region runs from base 1 to 816 and encodes 271 amino acids. The transcript has a single exon. NCBI's taxonomy places the organism in Eukaryota, Pelagophyceae, Pelagomonadales, Pelagomonadaceae. The record is from RefSeq and is a predicted model, not a curated record.
AUGCAGUGCCUCGCCGCGCUCGUCUGCGCCUACGUCGGCGGCCUCCUCUACCAGAACCGGCGCCGGCUCGGCGAGCCGCCCGUCGCCUGGUCCUGGUUUCCCACGGGGCGGCGGCGCCGCCUGGGCGACGGCCCGCCCCUCGUCGCGGGCAGCGCCGAGUGGCGCUGGGCGGAGGCGGUCUGGGACUUCAUGAACGUCGGCCACGCGGUCGAACCCGCCGACGGCAUCCUCGUGCUCUGCAGCCACGACGUCCGCGUCGCCGACAAGGCCGUCGAGCUCUACGACGCGGGCAUGGGUCACUAUAUCUGCUUCUCCGGCGGCUUCGGCGCGGGCCCCCACAGCGGCGCGAAUUUGAACGGCUGGACCCGGCCCGAGGCCGACGUCUUCGCGGACCGCGCGCGCGCCGCGGGCGUGCCCGAGGACGCCGUCCUCGUGGAGAACGCGGCGACGAACACGGGCGAGAACUGCCGCUUCUCCGCGGCGCUCCUCGACCGCGCGGGCCGGGCCCGCGGCUCGCUGAUCGUCGUGCAAAAGCCGUUCAUGGAAAAAAGAAGCUACGCGACGUUGCUGAAGCAGUGGCCCGGAAAAACGCCGCGCGUCGCCGUCACCUCGCCGUCCAUCUCCUUCAUGGACUACCCGGACGCCCAUGUCUCCCGCGAGGCCGUCGUGAGCAUCAUGGUCGGCGACCUCCAGCGGCUGCGACUCUACGCGACGCCCGAGCGCGACUUCCAGGCCCCCGUGGCCAUCCCGGACGACGUCUGGGCGGCCUACGAGGGGCUCGUCGCCGCGGGCUACGACGGCAACGUCCUCAAGUAA